AUCAGAUAAUCCCAGAGCAAAGAUUAAUUAAUUAACUUAAUAAUAAAUUAAGGGAAAAUAAAAAUCUGAAAGGAGGAAGAUGAACAACGGUCAGUCACUCCGGCACUCGCAGUCCCCUAAGACCCCGACCUCGAUGCUCGAUCGCGCCCUCUCCUCCCGUCGGUUCACUCCGCCGCAUUCCGAUGCCGAUGUCGCCGUAUCCGGUGAAUCUUCCGCCGACGCUGACGUCUCCGCCGACGAGUCCAAGUCCAAGCGCCCCCACAUCUACCUCCUCGCCUCCAAUUUCCUCUCCCGGAUCGGCCAUCAAUGGUGGCCUUGCCUCGUCCUCUGCCUCCUCCUCCUCAUUCUUCUCUGCCUUACCUCCUUGGCUUUCCAUUCUCACAGCUUCGUCUGCGUCUCCCGCUUCGAUCCCGUCGCUCGCGUCGGGUUCUUCGGUCUUGAUGGGCUCGAAUCGGACUUCGGAGCCCUAGGUGUUCCUUGGUGCAGAUCGAAACAUGGAAAAGAAGUUGAGUGGAAAUCCAAGGAUUUACUAAAGAGUCUAGAAGAGUUUGUGCCGAUAUAUGAAACGCGACCAAUACAGAACAAUAUGUAUGGGAUGGGUUUCGACCACAGCUUCGGGCUUUGGUUCAUGGCCCGAUGGCUCAAGCCAGAUUUGAUGAUUGAGAGCGGUGCUUUCAAGGGACAUUCAACAUGGGUUCUGCGCCAGGCGAUGCCAGAUACACCUAUUAUCUCACUCUCCCCCAGACAUCCUGAAAAGUACUUACGAAAGGGGCCUGCUUAUGUUGAUGGAAACUGCACAUAUUUUGCGGGGAAAGAUUUUGUUGAUUUUGGAAAUGUUGACUGGAAGAACGUGUUGAAAAAACACGGAAUUACAGACGUCAGUCGGGUUCUUGUGUUUUUCGACGAUCAUCAGAAUGAACUGAAAAGGUUAAAGCAAGCGCUGAAGGCGGGUUUCAGACAUCUUAUUUUCGAGGACAAUUACGAUACAGGAACUGGGGAUCACUAUUCACUGCGACAGAUAUGUGAUCAGUCAUAUAUAAGAGGAGGUGGUCACAGUUGCUUUAAAGACAGCGACGAAGCAAGGAUCCGAGCAAAGAGGAAGAAAUUCUGGGAAAAGGCGGUGGAUAUAACCGAGCUAUGCGGAAAAGGGGAAGCAUGGUGGGGAGUUAGAGGAGAAAUGAGGGAUAAUUUCAACCAUAGCAACACUCCGAUCUCGUACGGACAACACUUCCAGAACAGCAGGUAUGUUGAAUCGAUUCUUGACGUGUACUGGGAAUUACCACCCGUUGCAGGACCGUCCUUGACACAUCAAUCUCGGUAUGACCCGGCUCGGGUGACUCCCCCGAUCGUGGAAGACGGUAGGUACCGUUUGUUCCAACGGCUCGGGCUAGGUAGGCUUGAUAAGUCGGUGUUCAAUGGGUAUACCCAAAUGGUUUACGUUCAAAUUUCAAAGGCCUGGUCUUAGAGAACCGCAGAGUCGAGGACUGAGUGAGUCAUGUUUGGUUUUAGAUUUUUGUCUCCUGAAGACCGAGCUUAAGAAGUUUGUUAAUACCACUUUGCGGUUUCUUUCCGAGCUCUUUGGAACUAAGAAAAUAUCUGUUCGCACAGGAAGUUCUGUCAUUGUGUUUUGUUUAUAUACAUGUUAGUUGUUUGGUUAUAUGACUUUUUGAAUAGUUUGACACGAUUUUCCCGAUUGAAUC
Tarenaya hassleriana is the source of this 1700-nucleotide messenger RNA. RefSeq lists its product as uncharacterized. The coding region runs from base 80 to 1465 and encodes 461 amino acids. The transcript has 4 exons. Lineage: Eukaryota; Viridiplantae; Streptophyta; Magnoliopsida; Brassicales; Cleomaceae. The record is from RefSeq and is a predicted model, not a curated record.